Messenger RNA from Baudoinia panamericana UAMH 10762, 1193 nucleotides. RefSeq lists its product as uncharacterized. The coding region runs from base 174 to 1130 and encodes 318 amino acids. NCBI's taxonomy places the organism in Eukaryota, Fungi, Ascomycota, Dothideomycetes, Mycosphaerellales, Teratosphaeriaceae. The transcript has a single exon. The record is from RefSeq and is a predicted model, not a curated record.
AUGGCGGACACGCGGGUCGUGUGCUGCAUGUCAAAUAGGCAUAUCGGGACAUAUCCUGAUUCUCUGCCCACGCUUUUCGAAUCCGAGAAUAGCCUUCCAGACUCUCCUAUAUUGCUCCCUCUCAUUCUCAGAAACAACCUCGUAACAUUCAAAGCAGCACACUCAGCGCCAAGAUGUCUUCGGCACAACAAGAGUUCGACGAGCUGAUGCGGGAUAAAGAGCGAAGAACGAUGCACCCCGAAGACGACGAAGAUGGCCGCUCCUUCCUCAAUAUCUCCGACGACGAAGGGGACAGACCCAGACACAUCCGCUCCAACGACCACGAUCACGAUGAGGAGAUCACAGCAUCCAGACCCAGUCACAGCCGAACCCGAAGUGCUGCGACGAUUCCGUUCAAACGGUAUGAAGCCAACACCGGCCCGAAAGGCGUCAUCUCCGAUGCGCAGAAUUUCCGCGAUUCGAGACGGCAGCAUCGAGUGUCGAUGCGGAGUACAGCCACGCUGCCGUCGCAGCAGUAUGGCGGGUUGUCACAGUACGACAAGCCUGCGCUUAGGGAAAAGCUGCCCGAGUCAGGCGAGGAAGAGGACGGGGAUGAUGAUGACGAAGACUUGGACGAUGACUUCAUGAAACAAUGGCGCAGCAGUCGACUGCGGGAGAUGCAGAGUCACAAGGGCUCGAGAGACAGUAAGAUGCAUCUGCGUCAGCAGUCAAGUCGGAGGACAUGGGGUGGACUUGCGACGGUAGACGGAGACGGAUACCUAGACGCUCUUGACCGCUCAGGUCCGGACACAGUGGUGAUAGUGUACAUCUACGACGACGAGGUAAGCAUCCACCACGCGUAUCAUCCUCAUAAUCACGCUGAUGAACGUUCUUGUGAGCAGUCCGAAGUUAGCCACGCAAUCGAAGAAUGCAUCCGCGCCCUAGCGAAACGGCACAUAGACACUCGAUUCAUCAAGCUAAGUCACCUAGACGCGGAGAUGGAACCCGCUGGCGUGCCCGCGCUGUUGGCAUAUCGAGGUGGCGAGAAGUUUGCGGGUUUAGUGCCCAUUGUUGACGAGUUGCCGGAAGAUGCUGAGCUCAGCGAGCGGACGCUUGAGGCGGUGUUGCAAAGGCAUCAGACUCUGAGGUGAAGUCAGUGUCACGCUCGUCGAAUGAUAGACAGCAUGUACAGAUACGGGACCAUAUCAGAGCUU